This is a messenger RNA of Micropterus salmoides (largemouth bass), 1116 nucleotides long. RefSeq lists its product as uncharacterized. The transcript is spliced from 10 exons. Lineage: Eukaryota; Metazoa; Chordata; Actinopteri; Centrarchiformes; Centrarchidae. The coding region runs from base 115 to 648 and encodes 177 amino acids. The record is from RefSeq and is a predicted model, not a curated record.
UGCCAGACGCUCAGAGCCAGAAGAUUCCUGCAGUGCAAUCCAGAAGCACUGUAACACUCACCUGUCUGCAUACCUGUCGUACUGAUCCAGGGACCUGUCUGACCUCACAGCAUCAUGCUCACCAGGAACGUGGUUCUUCUGUUCUCUCUGUUCAUCCUGCUGGUGAAGGCAGACCUCGACUCCAAAGAUGCUGGAAUUCAAGCCAUGUCGACAGACAAAGACUCCACAUCUGAUGAAGCCCCUACAGAGAGUAUGAACGCCGUCUCUCCUGAUCAGCCCGAUGAAUCCCAGUAUUAUGGAGGAGGACCUUCAGAUACCAGCAGCUCCAGUUCAGAGACUGCAGAUGCUCCAGCAGCCAAUCAGGUGACAGCACCUGAACCCGCAGCUGCUGCAAACAGUGAGGAGGAUGGAGAUGAUGAUGAGAACUCCGACUCCGAAGAAGGAGGGAAGAAAAAGUUCAGCUCUCGCUCAGCCAAACCUCAGAGCCCUGCCAUCCCGCCACAGAGCCCUAUCCUUGUUAUCCAGAGCCCCGUCCAGGCCCCUCAGAGCCCCGUACCCCCCCCUCAGCCAAUCAUUCCUCAGCCCAAAGCUCUGGUGAGAAACCGAGCGGCCAAAAGACGAUCCAGGACCAACCGGCGUCAGAUAUAAGACAUCAGCGCACACACAGAACACACACAUGUAGGUAUGAAAACACUCGUGUGAACACAUAAACUCAGAUAAACACACGUCAGGAACACGUUUCCUCAAGCGGCAGACGCUUUUUUCCAAAGCGACUAACAUUUGAGGAACAACAUACAAGCAUCAGUAAAGCGAGAGACCUGCCUUCAGUCUGAAAAACAGCUUCAUCAGACGAUUUAGAGAAAGAAAAUCUUUUCUGACUCAAUGUUCAGUCUGACUUGAGUUUCUCUUAAGUCUUCAGUUCAGAGCCACUCUGGCCCCCGAUAUGUUUCAGUGUUUGAAUUGGGCCCCUGGACUCCCUGCAGACCUCAGCUCAGUUUAUUUGCUGUUAUGUUUUUCACUUUCACUCAGUCACAAGUUCAUAACUGUACACCAACAUAUUUAAACAACAUGAUGUUCACGUGUCCUGUUUGUUACUAUUGUCAUAUUUGAAUAAAG